UGACAAAUAUUUUACUACCAAUUUGUAUAAAUAUGUUUUUGAUUUAUAAUAUUGAAAAACAAAAUUAAGUGAAAAAAUUUAUAUAGUGUGGAGCAAACCAUCAUGUGAAUGUAUUAAAAUAGUAUUUUAUUAGGAGAAAGUAUUUUUUUUAUAAUGUAUGUUGCAUUCAGAUGGUUGUGGGGAUUGUGCUUUGCCAUGUGGCUGGGUCUUUGCUGUCUGGAUAUGUAUUUGACCCAGUAUAAGACUAGCAUAUAUCUAAGUACUGCCAUCACUCCUUAUAAGGUUUACAAAUAUAGCAACGAAUCUUUAUUAAAAGACGUAAAAAUGGAAAAAAUAACCCAAAACUGGCAUCUAAGAAAAAAGAAAAAGCACCAUCGGAUCGCCUAUCUACACUAUGUAACAUUUUUGGCUGGCGCAAUUGCUUUGUUCGUUUACAAUAAGAGAGCCUUGCUGGCCACAUACUGCAGAAGUAAGAUUAUUAUACCAUUACAUUUUUUCGAACUUCAAAACUGUUUAAAAAUAAUCGCCGAUUAUGUAAGUGUUGCCAUGCUCAAAUUAUGGAGAUUUCUAAAGGAAAAACUGCAAAAUUACCCAUGCAUCAUUGAGCAAUCUGAAAAUGGACAGAACACUAAUUUAUCAUUACUUAAAAGGAUGAAGGACCUUGUGCGUGAUCGUAAAGCUAUAGGGCAGAUUUUAAUGGCAGCCAUUGAAGAGAACAAGAAUAUCAGGCGACAAUGUCAGUUAGAAAUCAUUGCCAAAAAUCGGCUUCUACGUUACGUUAAAGAUACUCAAAAUGUAAUGAAGGAGAACAAAUCGCGCUACGUAGAUUUCCAGCAACUUUACAUGACAACAUCAAAAGAAAACUGUUUAAUGAAAAUGACUAUUAAAAAACUGCAGAAAGAAAAAAUGGAAGCAGAGAAAAAUCUAUUAGAGUUGAUAAAUAUCGUUUAUAGGUCGAGAAAUAACGAUCUAAAGGCCUAUUGCACAAGAUUUAUUGUGCACACGAAGAAAAACUUACUGAAUUCUGACGUCGGCGCUGAAAUACACAAGUUUUUGCAAAAAUCUAAGCCUGUGAUAACUGUAGUUGACGAAAAAUUGCACUUUUCAAACAACGAUCUUUUAACUCCUCGGGUAACUGAAAUUAUGGAUGACGAUGAUAAUUUUGCGAGUUAUGGGUCCACUGGACCCAAACUACGUGGUCUACCAGGCGAAUACGUCUGGACAGCUAAAAAUAAGGACGGCAUUAUUGAGAAGCUGUACGAGUAUGAAUGUGGUGCUCAUUCAGAUAAUGGUGAAACUAUACGGAGGAUACGAGAAUAUUCUGUAUUUCAUGAUAAAGAUAGUCUUGUUGAUCAGACGAGCUUGGCUGCUUCCAUCCCAACUUUCCCAAGCCUAAGUGCGAGUGCUACAAGGUUAAGGCUCGAUAUUAAAUCCUUCUCAAGCCAAGGAUUCCUAACGAAGAUCUUACUUAAAAGCGUUCCUUUACAAUUGCCGCCCAGCGCUGAAACACCUCCGUUACCCUAUAUGGCGAGUGUUUGUGAUUCGUAGACAAUUAACGAUUGUUUGGGUAGUUUGAAAAUAAAUUCGUUUGUAUUAAGAUUGUGUCAUUAAUUUUUAUCCCCGGACAUGUAUUGUGAAAUAAUAGAAUUAGGGAAAUAACAUAAUUUAUCCUGGUAACAUUAUAUCACGACGUUAAGACCGUUGACAGUCAAGUCGAUGUAAAAGUCAAAAUUAUUGACAACUGUAAUGCUUAUAUUAUUUCAAUAAAAUUCUUGAAAUUAAAGAAUUCAAGCUAAAUUCCAGAGGACAAAUGAACUCGUUAUCCGAAAUCGACACGACUUCAAUUAAAUGGAAAACAAUACGCAAAGAAGGGCUGGAUUUAGACUACGCUGUAGCUAUACCUAGAAGCAUUGCCAACAACAUCUUAAAGGAACUAGAAAAGACAUUGGAAUAUUUUAAAGGGGAUCUAGCAAAAAUAACCGUUUUUGGCAAAGAGUAUCCUUUGCCUAGACAGCAAGUGGCGUAUGGGGAUCCAGGAAUAUGUUAUAAAUAUUCUGGAAAAACUAUACCAGCGUUGCCGUGGCCAGCACCAGUUCUUGCUUUGCGAAAUUUCCUCGAGAGUAUAAAAGGGAUUAAGUACGAUUUUGUCCUAGUAAACAAGUACAGGAAUGGCAAUGACCAUAUGGGUGAACAUAGAGACAAUGAACCUGAAUUAGACCCCACGUACCCCAUCGCUUCCAUAUCGUUCGGUCAAGAACGACCUUUUGUUCUUAAACACAAAAAUGCGAGAAAACCUGGCCCAGAAAAAAAGCAGAUAGCUCCAGUUAAAAUUGACCUGGAACAUGGGAGUAUAUUGUUCAUGAAUCCGCCUACGAACGAUAUUUGGUACCAUUCAUUACCAACUAGAAAAAAGUUGCUAGGUGUUAGAAUUAACUUAACAUUUCGGAAAAUGCGUAUGAAAUAAAUAUCAUAACCAAUUC
Molecule: messenger RNA, 2480 nt
Organism: Leguminivora glycinivorella
Lineage: Eukaryota; Metazoa; Arthropoda; Insecta; Lepidoptera; Tortricidae
Product: DNA oxidative demethylase ALKBH2-like
Exons: 7
Coding region: 1811-2464 (217 amino acids)
Biological process (GO): DNA repair
Source: RefSeq, a predicted model, not a curated record